CGGAAGGAGGAGGAGAUGGGCCCGGGGCGGGCAGGGAGGGAGUCAGAGUCUGACAAGUUACGCAGAGUCGCACAGCGCUGACGUCUGUGAGUUGAGUCCGACCAGGCGUCCCCGACCCAGAGGUCUGGGCCAUUUUCUUCUGCCUGCGCUCUUGCUGCCACUCGUCUCUUCGUCCCGUACGUCGGAUAAGGGGCUUGGAUUUUCCCUUGAACUCGGUUUACCUCUGAGCUUCUUGUCCAGCUCAUCGCACAGCCUCUGCGGCCAGAGGCUCUGGGUUUGAGUCCCACCUCCACCAGCGCUGGCUGGAUGACCGCAGAGCAGCAGGGCCUGCUUGCUUAGCGUGUGGCUCCAGGAGUCGGUCCGUCUGCGUGGCGUCUCUAGAACUGCUUGGCACAAAGAAAGCAGUCAACAACGCAAUGUGAACUGUCACUUGUAGUCACCUUCACAUCUGCCAGUAGAGCCUGACGCUUAGAUAAUCAUACAAUGGCUUCGCUGGAAAGAGAGCCUAUCUGGCCUCGGACUUUUGUACACUGUCUUUAUUCGCUGCAAAACAAACCUUAGGUUCACUGGUAGUCUCACUGGUGGUCUGAUUAAGCCAUCACGCUCCUCUCUCUUUUUUUUGAGAAGUGGCCCCACCACAGCUAUUUCACUGGCCUUGGACGCACAGCGAUCCUCCUGCCUCAGCCUCUCUAGUCCUGGCAUUACAGGACACCCCAGAAGCCCUCAUUGCCCAUUUCCAGACACUGGACGCCAGAAAGACAAAGAUCACAGAGACCGCGUGCUCCCUGCCUUCUGCACGGAGCCCAAGCUGAGCCCACAUCCUGAGAAACCAGAAAUGAAGGUGCCGAUGGAAGAGAGAAAGCACCAGUGGAGGAUGAGUCCCCAGAGUGGACGAGGGGUGGGGAAGCAGGCGGAGCGGGAAAAGGUUAGCGUGAGGACGAGUUGGAUGAGAAGCUGAGGGGAGGCUGAGGGUGAUGCGUGCCCGCCAGCCUUCCAGGCACAGCCUGAGCUGAGCAGUGUGGUCGGGAGGGACAGGGAUCCCACUGGGUUCGUGCACUGGCCAAGGACCUCCCCUGGCUGGACUCAGAGCAGCGUUAUGUGGCCUGGAGGCUCCCAGUCCAAGGACGGAAGAGAGACCGUGAGGCCCGGCCCCGGCCACUGGGACUGGAAUUUGGAGCUGUCUCCAUCGUAGAUGCCCGGCAGCCAAAGGCCAAGAAGCGAUCUCCUGUCCUUCUCCACUUGCAUUGGGUGAAAGUUUGCCCGCAGCAUCUCUCUUGUGUAUUUGGUACUCGCUCCGUUUUUCCUACCGUGUCAAAACUUGGGAGUUUAGAUAACAGAAAGACUUUCCGAAAGAACCCAAAGCCCUGAGAGGGAGAACAUGAACCCCAGCAUGCCCAGAGCCCUCAGGCUGGAAACCAGACAGUGAUGGGCAGUGACCGUGGCUCUGUGGACAGGGAAGCAGCUGCUGGGUGGGACUGCACGAGCGUUUGUGUUGAUUCUCCGUCUGACUUUUCCCACAGCUACAACACCGGCCUGAAGGUAAUGACUGUGACCUCUCAGCAGAUCACCACCUCUGGGCUCCCAGUCGACUGAAAGCCACUCACUGCCCAGGUCUGAGGAUGAGGGUGGCUGCAUCAGUGUCCCCUGACUGUGUUCCUGUCAGCUGGAAAAACGAGGAGUGCUCAGUUCUACCUCUUUGGCCACAGCAGAGGUACUGUCAUCAACAUGACCCUCGCGUCAUCAAGAGGCUGAAAUGACCUGCUCUGACAUCAACCAGGAAUUGAAUUUCCAGCUGGAGGAGAGCCAGCAGCAACUGCGAGACAUGGAAGCAAACUUCCACAUAGCUAAAGCUACUCUCUAUGUCCUGGCAGCCGAGCUGCGGAAAUUCAAAAGUACAAAGUACAAGGAUGUCAUCGAUUCCGUGCUUGGCGAGAGGCUGCAGCCCAAAGAGCAGGAGCUGGCCGAGAAGCUUUCGCUGGCCGAGCAGCUCAGGGAGUCCUGUAUUCUGAUAGGAGAACAGCGCAGGAAGCUGUCCCAGCUGAGGCAGCAGUUAGAAGAGGGUAGCAAUGAGUCGUUGCUCCUCAAGGAGCACCUGAAGGCCAUCCCCACCCGGCACGACGCCGACCCCACCCUGGGCCGGGGUCUCCGAGGGCAGCUGGCUGAGGGCUGCAGGCUGGCAGAGGUCCUUGCCGGAAAGUCAGAAAGUCUGGAGGAGGAGAGUGGAAAGGACUGUCAAUCACUGCUUCCCAGGGUGAGCACAGGAGGAGUGGACAAGCAGGGGGAACACGUCCCUCGGGACUGGCAAGAUGACGACCAGGAGCAGCCGUCUGGUCCCGGUGAACCGAGUGACCGCCCGCAGCCUCCCUGCAGCGCGGCUCUCCCGGUGGAUGAGAUCUCCCCUUCUCCAGAUGCAGCUCAACCUCAAGACACCCUGAGCCAACAGGAAGAGGAGGAAGAGGCAGGGGUAACCUGGUACCUGGAGGAUGGCGAUGAUAUCAAUGAUUCACUGUCGUACACUUUAGAUAGAAGUUAUUUGAUGGUUUCCACCUGCCGGGACUCACCAGCGCCCCCCAAGCCUUCCAAGACUCCAGUCUUCCUGGCAAAUCAGACUCCCUGUGAGGAUGAGGAUGCACCGGAGCCAGAGGCCCCCAGGAAACUGAUGAUCGGGGAUCAGCGACGGCCCCCCUUCCUCUGGACAUGGUGUGUCACGAUCCAGGACAACGCCCGGAAGCUGACCCAACACCGUGAGCAGCUACGGAAAGGGAAAGAGGCUGCCUUCUCCCUUGGACAGUGUCUCCGGCGCCUCUUUACCCAGGAAGAACCUGCUCGUGCGGUUCAGAGACACAGAGAGGAACUGGUGGAGGCCUGCAAGCUGGCCGACCACCUUGUCCUGCAGCUGCACAUAGCAAACUGUGGAAGCAGGACAGGCAAGGAAGAGAAAGAGCCACUUUACCAAGUGGACGAUCAGAGCAGCGAUUUCAGCUUCCUGAUUCAGGCUCAGGCCCGAGAGCUGACCCAGUUAAGGAAGAAGUUGGAGGCAGGAAGAAAUGUCGCAUUCAUCCUCCAAAAACAUCUCAAAGACCUCAUCACGGAUAAUGACUUUGGUGAAUCCCAAGGGCAGAGCCUCCUACAGCUGGCAGAGUGGCGCAGGCUGGCUGAGCGCCUGACCCUCCAGCUCGGCUCAGAGCACCACUGCGACACGGAGGACGAGGAAGAAACAGAGUCCCUGGACUCCAGUGAUGAGCAGCAGGAUGAGAAAGUGGAUGAACUCCUGUCAGGUUCAGUGGCGGAGCGCUCCCUCCUCGGUCCUGGGCGUCCUGACCCACCUUACCAACAGCAGCAUUGCAUCAGUGUUGCCGUCCCUGCAGAGGAGCAUGAAGCGAGUCCUGCACAGGAUGGAACCAAGCCGAGGGUGGCAGAGCGGGAGACUGAGUGAGCUGGCCGCACAGGACCUUUGAGAAGGAGCUGCAGGAUGAGGCAGAGUCCUUGGAGAGAACCUGGCAUCCAGCCCUGUCCAGCUCCCUCCAGUUCUCACGUCCUGUUUUCCCUGCUUGGCCGUUCAUUAAAAAGUAGAUUGGUGGGUUGAAGAUGUUUUCCCUCCACUCCAUAGCAGGUAUUCAGAGUCCUGCCAAGUGUCCAGAGAGGCUUGCGAUGAAAGGAUAAACAAUAUCUUGAGCAAGCAUGGUGACACCGCUGACGAGCCUGUCCCCUGGCCUGUGAGGAGGACGCUGGGAGACACCUGGGGCCCGGCUGAGCUGAGGGAGGGGCAGCCAUGUCCCGGGGAGGCUCUGUGUGCAGACACCGGGGCAGUGUUGCUGGAGAAGCACCGGGGCUGGAAAUCAGGCGUCAGAGGCGAGGUGAGGCCUCCAGUCCUUGAGUGGGCAGCACAGAGAAGUGUAUGAGAGGCAGGCCCAGCAUAAGCCAGGACUGCGGAGGCAAAGAGCAGUGGCCUGGGGCACACGGCAGUGGUCAGAGCUCCUCAGGAGGCUGAGACAAGAUGGUCACGUGAGCCUGGAGUUCCAGACCAGACUGGGCGCCACUGUGAGGCUACCUCUCCACAUUAAAAACAAAACAGAAGCGGAAGCUCUGCUGAGAUACUCAGUGGGGUGGAAGUGCAGAAGCAGAGGGGGAAGAGGGGAGCAGGUGUGCAUCGGGGCACAGAGAGGAGGGCCCUGUCUGGUGGACAUGCAGGAGGAUGAGGCAGGACAGACACCUGAAACACAAGGUGAGGAAAGGGCAGCGGACCUCGGUGGGAGCAGCUGUGCAGAGGGAGGAGAGAGGCCCACAGCAGGCCCUGUGGCCCGCAUCCCCUCUGAAAUGCAGCGUUGGCCUAAGGCGCCUGGCAGCCUUGUACCGCACAAACCCCUCAGCCCCCUGGGUUCUGUCACAGGAGAUAUCAGCAUGGUCCUCUGCUCCUAGCCACCACCUCUGUCUCUUCUCAUUGUCCUGUCCUGUCAAGGUCCCAGGUCCCUGCCGGCACCGGCGUGUAAACACGCCUGCCUGUGUCUCACUGUGUCCCUGACGCCGGGUCCCAGCCCCGGCGCUCUCCCCGUCCCGGAAUGCGAGCUUCCUCCUCUCUCCGUAGCCCAAGGUCUUUCCUCCGCCUGCGUGGCCUCGGUUCAAUCUCCACACCACCAGCAGCGCAGUGUCUCGUGGAGUACGGGGUCAGCCCUGCAGGAAUUUUCCUAGAGAGCCACUAUUUUAGAUUUCACGAGCAGCGUGAUAAAGGAUUGUUGUCACUGUGGCCUAGACUGGGUGCGAGUGGCGUUGUGUGAUCUUGUU
Messenger RNA from Fukomys damarensis (Damara mole-rat), 4782 nucleotides. Its product is annotated as neuroblastoma breakpoint family member 12. The record is from RefSeq and is a predicted model, not a curated record. NCBI's taxonomy places the organism in Eukaryota, Metazoa, Chordata, Mammalia, Rodentia, Bathyergidae. The transcript is spliced from 18 exons. Bases 1754 to 3436 code for a protein of 560 amino acids.